Molecule: messenger RNA, 11699 nt
Organism: Xenopus laevis (African clawed frog)
Lineage: Eukaryota; Metazoa; Chordata; Amphibia; Anura; Pipidae
Gene: sytl2.S
Product: synaptotagmin like 2 S homeolog
Exons: 20
Coding region: 1634-11392 (3252 amino acids)
Biological process (GO): exocytosis; intracellular protein transport
Cellular component (GO): plasma membrane; exocytic vesicle; cytoplasmic vesicle
Molecular function (GO): neurexin family protein binding; small GTPase binding
Source: RefSeq, a predicted model, not a curated record
ACAUGUGUCUCUGCCCUAAAAUUUAACUCAAAGUUGAACCACUCCUUUAAUACACAGUCUUCCAUAUAAUCUGCUCAGCCAAGUUCCAGGGCCUUCAGAUCAAUUUCCGACAUGGAGCAGGUGCAGGGAGUCCAUUUAGUGGUGCAGGGAGUCCACUUACUCGGGGGCGUAACUAAAGAGAAAGCAGACCCUGCAGUUGCAGAAGGGCCCAGGGCUGUCGAUGGCCCAAUGAGGCCCUAAUUAAUGAUCAGUUUUAAUGGAUUGUAGUAGAAAAAGUCAACGUACCAAUAUUUUGGGGCCCUGAAUUGAAUUUUGUGGGGCCCAAUAACAGUUAUCCCACUGCACUUACUGAUGCGACCAGAGACAGGAGCGCAUGGAAUUGCAGCGCAGCAUUAAUACCUGCAUCACACGUAGGAGACAGCAGAUAUCGGCAGGCGGUGGGGGCCAUUGGAAUUUCUCCUGCCAGCCCGGUAUCACCCUGUUGGUUUAUCAUCUUUCUCACAAUUCAAUUGCAUUGACCCUACAUGUGCUGGUCGCCCCGACUGAUCUGAAAAAACUGCGACUCGUGUCGAUGGUUGCGCAAUUAGCACGGACCAAUCACCAGUAGCGAUGAGCGAAUCUGUCCCGUUUUGCUUUGUCGAAAAACUGCAAAGAAAUUUUUCCUUAUGUCGACUUUUUUGUCGUAAUGCAUGAAAGUCAAAGGGGAGUUUUUUUUUCUCUGUGAACUUUUUUUGUUUUGCGAAAAAAAAUUGCACAUGGCGGAAUUUUGCUGCAACUCCAUAGCUGGCGAAUAAAUCCGCUCAUCAAUAAUCACGAACAACGUCAGCCCAUGUCCCACCCGUGACACUAGAGGGGGGGCGUCUGUGUGGGAUUUACUAGGGGCGACGUUGGACUGGUUUUCAGGGGGUGCAGUGGUGAAUAAUAAAAUUCUAGCAGUUUAGGGCCACAGUCUCUUUUUGGCCCCUGGAUCCUGUGAGAGCAGUCGCUUCCCCAUGGCGGUAGUUUGCUGCAUUGUUGCAAUUUCUCAGAUGCCUGAGAACAGGAGGGUAGGGCCGAGAGCAGGUUGAGCCGGGAGUAGGGCAGCGAGACUCCCAGUCACUCACUGCCCCGAGGGACUGUCUCUCCUAUUGGUAAAUACUUUCAUUCCACAACUCCCCGCCUCCCUGCACUGCAACUCUCAGCACCAACACCGGCAGCAGUCACUCCAGCAGCAGCAGAACCUCACUGAGCCUGUAUGGACUCUGCUUAAUCAACAGAAAAUUAACCAAUUAGCCCGGCCGUGUGAAGGUGUUAAUUACCAGCAGGGCUGAGAGGCGGAUCCUGCCUGAGAGGAGCAGCCGUGAUGCUGUUCCAUGUGCAGCCUUGGGCUGAAUGACCCAUUAUCAGCAGAGGAGACGGAAGCAUUUGGGAACACGGGCCAUGACCGAACUAUGUAACAUCCCAUCAGCUCCAGAUACUGCCAGUCAUAUACUUUCCCUAUUCUAGCCGACCAUCCCGAGUCCUAACUCUCCCGCCUCUCACACAAGAAAGGCGAGCACUGCCGGCUGCAAAGACUCAGCAAAAAUUUCUGCCCUCUGAUUGGUCGACAUACCUUCUUUUUUUUUUUGGUCUGAUAUUGAUUUUGAAUCUCAAAAUGAUUGAUCUCAGCUUUUUAACAGAAGCCGAACAAGAGGCCAUCCUGCGGGUGCUGAACAGAGAUGCUGAGCUCAAGAAAGCAGAGGAGGAACGUGUCCAGCACCUCUAUGAUGUUGUGGAUGAUGAGCAGGAACUAAAAUACAAAAGCGGUCAAUGGUUUUAUGAAGCAAAGUCAAAGAGGCACAGAGAUAAGAUCCAUGGAACCGAUCUGGUGAGAGCGUCAAUGAGAAAACGUAAAGCGCCACCACCAACUCUAGCUGAAUUAAGUAGAAACUAUAAGGAAAACUCCUCCAAGAAGAGCUGGGCCAGCAGCGUCAACAAGGAUGUGUUUAUUCCUCCAGAGCUUUAUGGAGUCCUGGAAGACCCAGAAGAGGAGCAAGGAGGCUUUGUGCCAGUGAAGGCUGAGGCCACACAAAGUUCCAAAAGAGUGAGCUUCUUAUCCACUGACAAAAACAUGGAGAGUCUGAAGAAUGAAAACGUAUCUCCGUCAAGGCAAAGACGAAAUCCCUUUAACUCUACAAACGAAGUAGAAGAUGAGACGGAACAUCAAAAGGACACACAGAACCAAGUACCUGUUAAUGGCACAGAUGGUGAAGACAAGGACCCCUACCCAGAUGUCUUGCCCUCAAAAGUAAAAUUUGGUGUGAAGUUGCCAUACCCAGCGCCAGGAGAAAUUGUCCGGCUUUCAUCAAGCUCUCGCAAAGCCUCUUUAACAAAUGGUGGAGAUAUUCCAAUACCGAAGCCUAGAACAAUACCACUGAAGAAAACGGACUCUCUAGACCAGUCUGCUUCCGACCUCAAAAGGGAGGAUUCCUUCGGUAGUACUGGCAAACCCAAAAGCAUUUUAAAACGCAGGUCCAGUUCAAGCUCUACAGAUUCUGAAUCUAUAAGAAUGUCCCAGAAAGCUGAUAUAAACAAAAUUGUAUUGCCCACCCCCAUUCUGCAAGUGGGAAAAAAACAUGUUUCUGCAGAACCUGUUGACGAGUCCCCAGAAAAUUCAUUGGAUGGAUCAAAGCAGGUGCGGUUCUCUGCAAAUGUUCACCAGAACCCUCCUUCCCCAGGGGCAGAUGCACUCGAUGGCAAAGAAAUUGAUGAAUUUGAAAUUCUAGACCCAAAUGUAUCCCAAACCCAGUUGGUAAAUCCAGUUCAUGCAUCUUCUGAAGAUUCUUUGUUGGUCACAAAUCCUUCCUCUGGUCUGGUGCUUGACAUGUUAAAAAAGACUAUGUAUCGGAAGGGCUCAGUGGAAAUCCCAGGCUUGAACGGGGCUUCAGUGGAAGGUCCAAGUUUAAGUACAAACUCUGCUAGUCUCAACGAAGACCUCCACAACAUCACAGAAAAUCCAUUUGUACAAGAAACCAAACCUGAAAUCAGUCUUGCAUUGGAGGCAAAUGUCUCUUCAGAUAAUGAUCCUAUUUAUGCCAUGGUGAAGAAACCGACAGAAUUGUUAUCUUCAGGCCUUUCCCAAGACUUUGAUAUGGAAGAUGCCCAUAAGGAGCCAAGAUUCAUUGGCCAAGGAUGGAAGACACAAAACAGUGACAGAGGAGGACAAAAGCUGGUGUUUGGGAUAAGUAGUGGCGGCGGUGGAAAAUUAAACUUUGAAACAAACAAUCUUUCUGAUAUACGCCAGCUAGAAAAUGUCCCAAGCACUGAAGGUACUUCUAAUAAGGAAAAUGAAGGGGCUUUCCUGGAUGCUGAAGCUAAUUCCAUGCCUGAUAUGGAAAGUGAACCCACUGAUGAUCCCACUGAUAUUUUUCCUACAUGGAGGAGACCUUCCAUCAUAACCAAUGAAAAAUUAAGCCAGUCUAUUACUGUUGACAAUUUAAGGAAAGAGCAAAAAGAUGCACAACACGCUGGUCUCCGAAAAUUCAGUGAACCUUCACAAGAAAGUGUAAUUCAGUCUGACUCUGCAUACUCUUCUGAAGACCUUAAAGGAGAGAGCAUAUAUACACCUUUUAAUUUUAGAAAUGUGCAAAGAGUAGAAGAUAAACCUGAUGGACUAAUGAACAAUUUCUACUCUAAAAGCAAACCAUAUGCAGUUGAGGGUAAUACAGACAAAGCAAGUGUCCGAUUUUUAGACCCAAAUCUUGGUGUAACAGGUUUACCCAUACCUUCAAAAUUUGAAGCCGUGUAUUUUAGAGAGAGGCUUAGUGAUGGCCCUAAGGAGCAGAUGCUUAACCCAGAACAAAAAACAUUCGGGAAUACAGAGGAAAAGAGCAACCUUAAAAAUGAUACAACUGUACCCCCAAGUACAUUUUUUAAAGAUGCAGUGUAUAUCAAGAAACCCUUGCAUGUUGACAAUCCACUCAGAAGCUCAAAUGAGAUGACCCCAGGUUCUCUUCUACCACAGAACAACUGUGAGAUUAUUUCUGAGGAAGAGUUAACAUCACAGAAAGUAGCUUCAUGGUUAGCCCAAACCCCUUCCAUACAUGGUGAGGAGCAAAUAGAUCUGAACGAAGAACAAAUGUAUCCAGGGGAGGUGCAGACUUAUUCGACUGAAGAACAUAUAUAUGCAAAAGAGGAACAAGUACAUCUAAAUCAAGUUGUUGAGGAAAGUGUUGAAAGGUCUAUGGUUAAUCAAAAGUCGAGUGCUGAGGAGUUUAGGAGUGCACUACAGAAACUUAAAGAGGAAAUGUUACAAGAUCCUCCGAUUACUGAAAUGGAAAAUACCCCUGAUACAGGAAAUGUAAAAGCCACUGAACCAUUCCAUUAUGCUGUUGACAAAAAUCAGAUGGGGAAACCAACUGCUUACAAGUCACUGCCAAAUAGCAGCUUUUUCCAACGUGUUAUGCAGAUAUCUCACAGUAUAAAUGAGACACCAUCUGCAUCUCCAGAUGAAAGACAAAUGAUUGAGAAACAAAGACCUCCUUCACCAGAGACAAAUAACCAGAACAACCUUCUUUUAAAGCAGGAGGAAGUUAUUAAUGAUCUUUCGCCACAGCCUAUCAGAGCUCAAACUGAUUAUGCUACUCCAUAUGAUAAACAUUACACUGAAGUAAUGAAUUCCACAGAUUCUGAGGCACAUGAAGAGCAAGUUGUUCAGGAAAAGGUUGCAGCAGUAAAGGAUGCCUUUAAAAUGUCUUUGGAAAAACUUGAAGAGGAGUAUAAUGCUGCCCUUGCCAAUGAAGCCCAACUAAUUUCAAGCUCUGAAGGAGGAAGAGAAGGCCAAGUGCAGGAAUCUCCUUCACCCAUCAUUGAACAGAGUGAGGAAGAAGUGGUUCCUGAAAAAGUUCCUGUGGUAAAGGAUGUCUUUAAAGUUGCCUUGGAAAGACUUGCAGAAGAGUAUGAAUCUACUAAAGUCACUGAUAGCCAAAUCAUUCCAAGCUCUGAAGAAGUUGAUCAAUGCUAUCCAUUAAAAGAAUCUCCUUCACCCACCAUUGAACAGAGUGUUGAAGAAGUGGUUCCUGAAAAAGUUCCUGUGGUAAAGGAUGCCUUUAAGGUUGCCUUGGAAAGACUUGCAGAAGAGUAUGAAUCUACUAAGGCCGCUGAUGCCCAAAUCAUUCCAAGCUCUGAAGAAGUUGAUAAAUGCUAUCCAUUAAAAGAAUCUCCUUCACCCACCAUUGAACAGAGUGUUGAAGAAGUGGUACCUGAAAAAGUUCCAGUGGUAAAGGAUGCCUUUAAGGUUGCCUUGGAAAGACUUGCAGAAGAGUAUGAAUCUACUAAGGUCACUGAUACCCAAAUCAUUCCAAGCUCUAAAGAAGUUGAUCAAAGCUAUCCAUUAAAAGAAUUUCCUUCACCCACCAUUGACCAAAGUAAGGAAUAUGCAUAUGAGGUGGAAGAAUCUGUAGAAAAGGUUACAGUGCCUGCUAAGUUCUAUCAGGAUGAAUUCACUGCUGCUCUAAAUAAGCUUCAAACUGAAGCAUCAGAACCAGCAUACACAACUGAGAGAUCAGAGUCCAAUAAGACAAAUUUUAUCAAUACUGAAAACAAACCAGAAGAAAUUAAGACCAAUGUGUAUUCUCCAGUUUCUCAGAGUAGACUUUAUGAGACACUAGACAAUAUAUACUCAAAUGUAAGAUUUACAAGUCCAGAUAAAGGAAGAGUAGGAUUGCCACAUUAUACAAAUUUUAAGGUUAUGACAUUAAAAGAGAGAAUUAGUGAUGGCAACAAAGAACAAAUGUCCAAUCCAGAACAGUUUCAGGGUUUAAGAACAUUCUGGAAUACAGAAGACAAAAGUUCUAAAGAACUUAAUGGAAACAACAAACGUGAUGCCCGGUUAAAGACUAAGGACAAUUUAAGGACUGAGAAUGAGGGAAGUCUGAGUGAUGCAUCUUCUGCAAAAACUGGAAGUACUCUAAAUGACCUGAGUGAUGAGAAUGCCUUCAAGGACAUGUCAUCAAAGGAACCUUCUGCUUUUGGGAAUGGAGCAAGUGCCUUUGAAAAGGAUAUUACAGAAAAAAAUGAGGACAAAAAGAAUAAUUUACUAAAGCUUAUGAGUGAAAAAGUAACUUCUUUGGAUAUCAAUCAACAUAUUGAAGAAGAGGACAUAGGAGCUAGGGAAUGGAAUUGGGAAGAAGGCCAAGAGGCUGAUAAUACUAAAUAUGUUUCUGAGAUGCCAAGCAGGGAUGUAGUUAUUUCCAAAAAGGUCUACCCCAGUAUUGAAUCUCUACCAUCCUAUAAGGAUACAGAGGAGAAAAACCUGGAACCUUUAAAUAACCCAUUACCUGAACCACAGGAGCAGGACUCUAUCAUAAAAAGAAAGCCUCAAGACCUUUACUUUGCUGGUCGUCCUGAAGUCCUGGAUAAAACUUCUGGCUCAGAUCAAUCUGGCUCUAUAACGGGAAGCUCAGGCAAUUUAUUAUAUAAGAAGCCAGAAAGUGAAUCGCCUGAUGUUUCAAAACCUAACUCCGUAGAACCAAAGCAAGGUAAGCCACCUGUAAUAGGCAGGCCAGGGAAUCCAGAUUCAUUGAACCCUGACAAGCAUGCUAUUGAGAUCAUGAAAGCACAGGACCAAUCAAUAACAAAAGUUCUAGAUUGGUUAAAUAAAAGUUCUGAAUCAGGUGGCAAUGACCCCAUUUUUUUGGAAAAUAAACCAGCCAGCAGCGAAAAUUCUUUUUUGCCCAUUCAUAAACGUGAUGAAGACAAUAAAGUACCACUGGAAACUUUAGCAUCGGGAAACACCACAUCUUCCCUUCAGCAAAAGUCACCUUCGUAUAAUCUGCCUGUAUCAUUUGUUACAGCACCACUUUGUACAAGUAAUAAAGUUGUCAGUACAAGAGAUGAGGGAAAUGUUGAGUUGACCCCCUUGGAAAACCUUGAAUUCAUUCAACAAGCAGAAGACCAUAUUCAGAAUUCAACUGCAGAACCACUGGUUUUUGGAAUAAGCAAAGGUGGUUUUGGUAAAAUCCAUGUUGCAGAAUAUAUGGAGAGCCAACAGAAAGAAGAUGCUAAGUCUCCUGCAAGACUUUCAUCUCUAAUGCAAAAGGACACUGUGCAAAUUGAUGAGAAUGGAGUACAACAAACCUUGGUGCCUGUUCUUAUCCAGGGCCAAGCCAGUGCAGAUAAACCGUCAGAAAUGUUGCGUAAGAAUAGUUCAGGGUUCUUAGAAAAUGGUGAGUCACUUUCACCUAUUAACACUGGCUUGUCAGAAGCAUUAGGAGAACCACUAUUGUUUGGCUAUUCUAAAGGUGGCAAUGGUAAAAUCCAAAGCCCGCUAAUGAUUGAGUUAGGUGACAUGGCCAAUAUUGUAGAGAAUACUGACAAUUUGGACUCCACUAAUCUAGAAAACCAAGUAACAUCAAUUAUAAGGGAUGAACAAACUAAAAAUAAAAUAACAGGUUCUGAUCAUGUUCUUCAGGAACAGCUUAUAGCAGAGAAUGCAUUGGCACCAUGCUCCUACCAGAGUGAAACUGAAAAUAAUAAUGAUAAACCAAGUGCCAAGACAAAUAAUGACUUAUGGACACAAGCCAGCAUCAAAUAUGUUCCUGGAACAAUGAAGGCUGUUCACAUUUUUAGGGAGAAUUCAAACAAAACCACUGGAGAGUCACUUAAUCUUGGAGAGGGUAAAAAUUGGCCGGCCAUUGAUUCUGGUGAAAAGGACACUGCGGAAUUUCCACAAGAUGCUGAGAAUACAGAUACUGGCAACCAAGUAGAUGAAGUUACACUAGCUAAUCACCAAGGUGAAUCAGUUCAAGAGUCAGGGUCAAAGAUAAAUAAUUUAGAGCAUAAGAACAUAAAUGAGGUUAAGCGUUUCUGGGAAAAAGGAGAAAAGGAAAUAAAUGGCCAAUCUGAAAUGAAAAGAUCUGUGUUAAAAGACGUUGAUGUCCUGGGAAGUCAAAUUCAUGUGAAAGAAAGUAUAGCGGCUUUUAGUCAGAAAAGUAGUUCAUUCGAAAGUGAUGAAGGCCACCCAGGCAUAAUAACAUUCAGAAGAGUAAUACUGGAUGAAGAAACCUUACCAAGCAUUGCUCAGCUAAAGACAUUCUGGGAACAGGAAAGGAACAAACUGGAACGCAGACCUAGAAAAGAAGCAACAGAAAGUGAAACAGGCCAGAGUGGAAUUAAAACCACUUUUGCUACACCACCAUUGAAUUUUGAUAAAAUGGAGAAACGAAAGAAGUCUAGAAAGAGACAUACCUUUCACUGCUUUUUUGAGAGUGAUCAGGAUUCCGUGCCAAAACAUGACUAUUUGGCUAGAGGUAUCUCAUUGAAUGAUGGUUCAGAUGAUCUAGACAAAAAGUACCAUUCUGCAGCAUUUCAAAGUUUAAGAAGUUUCUGGGAUGCAGGGAAAAACACUCGGGAUGAUGUGACGCUUCCACCAACUGGAAAAAACCUAGGACCACUAACUAUGCAGCCUGCUACAAGUAUUGACCUACAGAAUGGGCCAGACUCGAUGGCUUUUCAAGAGAAAAGUGGGCAAAUGUCCAAUCUCUCAGAUGAACAGCCAUCUCUACUUUGUCAUACAGACACAAAUAAUACAGAUAUUUUAAACAAAUCUCAGGCAGAAAUAAACCCGGAUUAUCCCAAUCCCCAAACUAGUUCUUCACAAGAACCUGUUUCAGAGACCAUUGUCAAAACUGUAGCUCCAUCUAAAGUGGAGUUUCACUUCAGUGAAAGAUUAAAGAAACUUAAGACAGAGAUCCUUGAAGAUGAUCUUGAUUUUGGAAGUGUGGCGCACCCCACUUGUGAAAGUAUUCCUCAAGGUAGAAUGAUUUCUGAACACUUUUCACAAGAUACAAAAAAGAUUGAAAUGAGGGAUCAGGACACUGAGAUGCUAAAACUGGGUCAAAAUCCUGACCAGAAAAGGUUUAAGAAUAGUCAAUCAAAUAUUGUUGAAGAAUCUGAUACAAUAUGCAAUAUACCCACAUCUGAAAUCUUUAUUCCCACAAAAGAACAAAUUGAGGAAGGCAUAAACAGCCCCAUCUCAGAUCUGAAGGAAAAUAAUACAUCUCUAAAGGAAGAUACAAGUUACCAGACAGAAUGUUCAGCACCCGCUUCUGAGGAAAGUGCUUAUGCCACACAGGAGGAGUUUCUAUCUAGUUCUGAAAGGGUUCCUCCUGAAGGAAGGUCAUUUAAUAACGAAUUGGAGAAUAGUGGCAAUGAUCUGGAGAAACGUAUUGAGAGGGAUCCUCCUCAAGAAGUAUAUGAGGGUGUAGAAAAAACAUUUCUGAAAAGAACUCCUCAUGACUUGAAAAGUAGCUUAGACAAACUAGUCAGAGAGUCUGUAUCACCUGCUGAGGGACAGUUACUUCCUUCAAUAGAUACAGAAAAAUUAUCUGUAUCUUCCCGGCCUUUGGGGCCACUUAAUUUUAAGGACCUUUCCAUGCCAGAAAAGCAGAGUAAAAAAGAAAUUAUAGAGAAGAUAGACAAUCCAGUCAUUCGAUCUAGACCUGUCUCUACUAAUUUUGAUACAGGACUGGCAAAGUUGUACAGAGAGUCACUUGAUCUGGAUCCUUCAGCCUUGGAAGCUUCAGCUCAAAACCCAGUGAGUGAUGAGAGUUUGUCUGCCCAGAAUUCUCCUUUUAUAAAUGACCCAGAACUACACGAUCAAGCAAGCCCUGAGGAAAGCAUUUCUUCUGAUUCUAUGUAUAGUGAUGCCUUGUCAGAGGUCAUAAACACUGUCAAGAGAACUGCCGUUCAGCGUAGGGCAUUCUUUGCUAAUGAUCUCCAAAAAUCUCAAGAAGUAGUAAGUGAUGCUGAAGACCUGAUAGGAGGCAGCCACUCAAAGCCCUUUAUUCAGACUGCUUCUGUCGCUGUCCGGCUCAACACAUACAACAGGAACAUGAAUGAGCAAGAAGUCCAUGCUGAUAGUUCCGCUAAAGGUGGACCAACUACAACAGCGUUUUCAGUGUCUCAAGAAAAAGCCACCACUGCUAGGGAUAAUCCUAAAGAAGAGGGUGCUGAUGACUACACAGUUGAUCCUCAUCAGCUCGUUAAGCAAAGUACUCCCCUUAAGGAAAGAAACAGCUCAUUGAGGAAGAGCACCAUGCAACUUUAUCUCGAAGCUCCCUAUCGAAGAGACCUUUCCAAAAGUAUUGAUUUUGAGCUCACCGGAUACCUUACCGAUGAGGCAGGCCAUCAAAAAUACCCAGACAACAGUUCGAUUCCAAAGGAGGAUAAGGACCAUACCUACGAAGAGGUCCGUGCAGAUGAAGCAUCGCUGGAGAGAAGUCAUUUUUCUGAUCCAGAGAAAUUAAAGCGACUGAGCCAGUCGGUGCCGUCCUUCCUCAAUGAUGAUACUGAUGGCAGAGAGACAGAUUCAGCAUCAGAAAACAGUUUUCAGCUCGGCAGACACAAGAAGAGCCCCAGUUCUCUAACCAAUCUUAGCGGCUCCUCUGGCAUGGCCUCCUUAUCUUCUGUGAGUGGAAGUGUCAUGAGCAUCUACAGCGGAGAUUUCGGCAACGUGGACAUUAAGGGCAACAUCCAGUUUGCUUUAGAUUACGCGGAUAACCUGCAGGAGUUCCAAGUUUUUGUUAGCCAAUGCAAAGAUUUGGCUGCAGCAGAUGUUAAGAAACAGAGAUCGGACCCGUAUGUUAAGGCCUAUCUACUUCCAGAAAAGGCAAAAAUGGGAAAGAGAAAAACAGGAGUCAAGAAGAAGAACUUAAAUCCUGUGUACAAUGAUGUUCUAAGGUACAAAAUCACCAAGAAUGCCCUCUUGAGCCAAACGCUAAAUAUCUCUGUCUGGCACUAUGAUGUCCUUGGGCGCAACAGUUUUCUAGGAGAAGUGGAAGUGAACUUGGGAUCUUGGGACUGGAGUAAUAAGCAGAUGAACUGGUAUCCACUGCAGCCUCGUACACCAGCUGCUGGAAUUGGUUUGGAAAACAGAGGAGAGAUGAAAUUGGCUAUAAAAUAUGUUCCAGAAGCCUUCAAAAGUGCCAAGAAUGCUGGGACUGGAGAGGUGCACAUAUGGUUAAAGGAAUGCAGUAAUCUCCCCAUGCUUAGAGGGAACAAAAUCAACUCUUUUAUCAAAUGUACGAUCCUUCCUGAUACAAGCAGAAAAAGCCGCCAGAAAACACGGACAGUAGACAAGACCCCAAAUCCCUAUUUUAACCACACCAUGGUUUAUGAUGGCUUCAAGAAAGAAGAUCUACGAGACGCUUGUGUGGAACUUACAGUCUGGGACCACAACAAACUGACCAAUCACUUUUUGGGCGGCUUAAGGAUAGGCUUAGGAACAGGUAAGAGCUAUGGAACUGCAGUGGACUGGAUGGACUCGAAUGCGGCUGAAGCCACCACGUGGGAUAAAAUGAUUGGUUCCCCUGAUACAUGGGUGGAAGCCAUACUGCCUCUCAGGAUGCUAAAGAUGGCCAAACUGGCCAAAUAAUUGGCAGCCGCUUCUGUUUCUCUUUCCAGGUUUACAUAGGCUAUAUUAGUACUAUUAUUGCUAAUUUUCCCAAAUAUUCUUGGAGAUAUUUUGCUUGUUCGAAGAGAAACACAUUGACUUAUAAGCCAACUGGUGGUAUAAUACUGCUAUGCACAGACCUCUACUAAGACACUUUCAUGCCUUUGAUGUAUUUCUCAUAUUAACAUGAUGGGAUUCCAACUGAGUAUUCUAUUCAAAUAGGCUGAUUAAAAAUAGACGUAUGAUUUUAUUAAAUGUACUGUAUAUACUAUCAAAGAUGACUUUCCUU